Molecule: messenger RNA, 1345 nt
Organism: Drosophila persimilis
Lineage: Eukaryota; Metazoa; Arthropoda; Insecta; Diptera; Drosophilidae
Gene: Fer1
Product: pancreas transcription factor 1 subunit alpha
Exons: 5
Coding region: 421-1182 (253 amino acids)
Biological process (GO): regulation of transcription by RNA polymerase II; developmental process
Molecular function (GO): protein dimerization activity; RNA polymerase II transcription regulatory region sequence-specific DNA binding; DNA-binding transcription factor activity, RNA polymerase II-specific
Source: RefSeq, a predicted model, not a curated record
CGCGCUUCGAUGUCAGUGUCCGCCGUGCAUUGAGCAACGUUCCAUCUAUAUCAGGGGAUAUCUAGGGUCUAGGGGGUGUUCGCAAAAGUCAUUCGUUUCGUGUGUGUAUGUUGAAAUAUUUAGUGCUUAAGUGGAUGUGCAAUUUUAAUACGUCUAAAAAGUAAUUGAUUUUAAAAAUUGGAAAUCAAUCUAGUCAAAACGAUCAUUGGAUAUAUUUUGGGUGUGUCUGUGAGAGAGAGGGAGAAUCAAAAGUCAAGAAGGACACUUGUCACCCAUUUGUUCACCCACUCCCCAGAAGAACGGCACGUGCUGGUCACGCGUCGGCAAUCAGGGCCAGUCGGAAGCGGAAGUGUUAGCUUAACCGUUAUGCACUUGUCGGCCAAUUAGUGUGCAACAGAUUCCAUAGCAUUCGGGCGCAAGAUGUUUUCCAUGGACAACUUUGACUUGGAGGCCACCAUGGCGCGUCACUUCUUCGAAGGAUCGCAGGCCACCAAUGCCUCCACCUCGAGUUCCGAGUACUUCUUUGGCGACGAGCACAGCUCGGAGAGCGAUGACGAGGACGAUGCCUAUAGCAGCGGCUUUAACAGCGACCAGGAGAACACGGAGAAGACACGGCGUAGCCACAAGCCGCGUCGCUUGAAGUGCGCCUCCCAGAUGGCCCAGCAGCGGCAGGCGGCCAAUCUCCGAGAGCGCAGACGGAUGCAGAGCAUCAAUGAGGCAUUCGAGGGACUGAGGACUCAUAUUCCAACGCUGCCAUAUGAGAAGCGUCUGAGUAAGGUCGAUACACUCAAGCUGGCCAUCAGCUAUAUAACAUUCCUCAGCGAAAUGGUCAAGAAGGAUAAGAAUGGAAACGAGCCAGGACUGAGCUUGCAGCGCAAUUACCAAAAGGAACCGCCCAAGAAAAUCAUCCUCAAGGAUCGCACAGGCGGUGUGGCGCAUUCCUUGUCCUGGUAUCGCAAGGGCGAUCGAUAUCCGGGCAGCAAGCUUUAUGCCCGCACCUGGACACCAGAGGAUCCACGCGGCCCCAUCUCACAGAUCCAACCGCUGUACAACAACACCAACUCGAAUCAAAAUCAAAAUAGUAAUCAAAGCAGCGAUGAUUUCAAUGGCAGUGCCGGCUCCACCGAUAUGUCGGAUCCUGGAGUCGGGGCCAGCAUCUAUGGCAGCGGCAAUGGCAUGUGAGGAGGAGGUACAGACACGGCACUCAAUCCUCAUAGAGAGAGAAAGGAAACAUCCAACUAGUCAAGCUUUGCUAGUCAUUGCAUCUAUAACAUAUUAAUCAGUUUAAUAAUUAUAUGAGAAAAAACAUGUUCUGUGGUAUUUAAUUGCUCUAAGUUCGCUAAUA